AUUGAAUUAGAAUCUAAGCAUAUAGAAAACAAAGAAUUAACAAUAAAUGACAUAUAUACAUUAGUCAAUUCUUUGUUUAAUAAUAUCGAAGAGAAGAAUAGCGAUUCACAAGAUGAUGAAAUUGAUCAACCUACCAUUUUAGAUUCUACUAAUCCUACAACUGAAAAUUUAAAAUUAAAAAUCGAUACAUUUGUUGAUUUUAAUUCACAAAUCUUUGAACCAUUCAAUAACCAUGAAAAUAAUUUUAUUGCUGAUGAGAAUUUUGAAGAUAAUAGUACAAGUAAUUUCGAUGAUUAUGAUCUGAAAACCAUUGUCCAAAAUAUGGGACUCGAUGAG
Messenger RNA from Cetraspora pellucida, 336 nucleotides. The record is from the annotation of a GenBank genome assembly. Lineage: Eukaryota; Fungi; Glomeromycota; Glomeromycetes; Diversisporales; Gigasporaceae.